Maniola jurtina (meadow brown) is the source of this 5701-nucleotide messenger RNA. RefSeq lists its product as uncharacterized. The transcript is spliced from 13 exons. Bases 438 to 4562 code for a protein of 1374 amino acids. The record is from RefSeq and is a predicted model, not a curated record. Lineage: Eukaryota; Metazoa; Arthropoda; Insecta; Lepidoptera; Nymphalidae.
UGAAAUAGAGCGUAUGUGCUACAGUAAACGAUUCUAAUGCAUUUGUAAAUCGAUUACGAACAAUCGAUCGAUUACAAAUUAAUUAUUAUUAAUUGUAUGAUUAAUUAAGAGUGGAUUGUUAUAUUAUGGACAUUUAAUGCGACGUUUAAAUGGACAUUGAGCGGAGUCUUACAAAGUUAUCGAUUAUGAUAACAUCGAUGUAGGAGGGUUUUCUCUGGGUCACUAGGAACAAGGGUAUUUUGGUUUGACCUAAAGAGUUUAAUAUAUAGUUUAAGAGAUAAAGGUGCAAUUAGUUAUUGUGAUCUGUAUUAGUAGGAGUCAGUGAACUAAAUGUUUAGGUAUUUGGUGUUAGUAAACUAGGUAUUGCUUUGUGAGUGGGUGUUUCUGUGAAGUGGUCUCUGUUUGUUUUGGGAUCUCGGUUUCGUAAUAUCGUCGAUAUGUUUGGAGUUUUGAUGAAGAAGUGGAAGCCUAAAAGAAUAUCAAACAAUGAAAGAAAUGAAAUCCCCGGUACAGAUGGCAACGUCUCUCCAGAACCGCCCGACCGGCCUCCUGGAAAGGUCCGGCAGGUUCAUCCCGAACCGAAAGCACAGGUUCUAGCCUACGAUUCCACCUACCGUAAGAAGAACAAACCAAAGUCGCUUCCCCUAGAAGACAACCAGAUGUACAAUCACUUGGCGAACGCGAACGUAGCUAUGUCACCAAUGUAUCCCUUGACCCCGAAUAUUUGUAUGGAGGGUGGGAAGAUUGAGUUCAUAAAGUCGCCGCCUGGGAGUGCUAGGAACAGCGUGGCGCUAGCGUCGCCGCCGCAAACCCCGCUGUUGGUGCGACGUGGUUCCAAGGAGAGACGCGAACUGAGGGCUUGUAGCGACGAACCGGAGAAGUUCGACGGUGAUAAGGAACUUCUAGAAAAGCGCAUCAAGCAGUUAGAAGAUCAAUUAGAGGAAGAGAAAAGGCGCACGCAACGCGAGCGCAUGGCCGUCACCAAGCUACAGAACAAAUUGAUAAAGCGCGAGGGUGCGGCGCGCAACGAUGCGGAGCGCGAGCGUCGCGCGCGCGGCGACUGGGAGGCGCGCGCUCGCGCUGCCGAGGCCGACGCGGCGCGGCUCGCCGGCAAGCUGCACGCUGCACAGCGGGAGAUUGCCAGGAUGGAGGACACGGUGCGCUCGCUGCUACAACACAAAAGCCGCGUGGAAACUCUGAAGCAGGAGAAGGCCUCGCUCUCCUCUGCGUUGGAGGCAUCAGCAGCGCACUACCAAAGCCAACUUUCGGCCUUGUCGGCGGAAAACGAGAGGCUACGAAGCGAGCUUACAGCCUUAUCGGCUGGUGUCCAAGACAGCGACCACGAGAAGAGGCUGGACGAUGUCGCGCAGCAGGUCGUUCGAGCCCUGCUCUCACAGAAGAGUGUCCGAGAAGAGUUGGGAUGCGCGCGUGCCAGAAUACGCGAACUGGAAGCACAGAACAGAGCGUUGAGUUCCUUGCUCGUGAGACAGCUCCGACCACAGCCGAGGCCGUCGCCUGCCACGCCCCAUACGCCGAUCACACCGCACACACCACGGGAUCUACAAGUGCAUCUGGUAGACGUGGGGUCGUGUGGUUCCCUGGUGUCGUUUCGAGACUCGCCCCCGCCCGCGCCCCCGCUCCCGCAGCCGCACCCUCUGAGCCAGGACGACAAGCGACGACAUCAAAUCCUGGCUGACAUCUGGACUGAGCUAAAGGGUCUGGAAGUAACACCAGCAAACCUGGCGCGGGCACUGUCUGCCGUGGACCCGACGCUGUGGGCGCCCCCCGCACGUCCCGCUACCCUUAGCCUUAGCGUGCCGCAACCUUGCCCUGAUCAGCCACCUGGUGCAACUAAAGAAAAAGGGACGGAAGAGGAAAACGGUGAAGCGGGGGCGGAAUCUCCAGAAAGCGGGGCCAAAGACGAAGGCUACUCCACCAUGUCAAGUGACGUCCAAGCCGAUGCCUCUCGACAGAGUGACCAUGCGGCAGACAGGGCUCUUCCCGACCUUAACGAGGCCUCUGAUGAAACAGAUAACCAAACCAUAGUCUCCAUCAACCCCAGAGAAUCACGUCGCCAUGCCCGACUGCUCGCUGAAGCUGAUUAUAUAUAUUUUCCUAUAGGUGUAGCAUUCGCUGGUAUUAGAGGCAGUUACCCCCCUUCUAGGCCAGUGCUACCGUUUCAGCACGUCGUGCGAAGUUUCUCCGAUUCUCACCUUUGCUUAAAACUAGUAGCGAGCACCACUUGUCCAACUAGCUGUCUCGAAACUCCAACGCCUAGCUCAGGAGUCCUAGUUUUAGACCUAAAACCGGCACCAGAGAGACCUUUGAGAAGAGCAGCCAUAGCCUCAACCACAAGUUCAGAGAGAGUUUCGUGGGGUAGUACACUUGAUGACCGCGGUGAAGGUUCACAAUACGAUGCUGAUUAUGUUCAGCAUUGGUUAGAAUUAGAUGAUGCAAGGUCUGCUUUGCAACAAAGGCAUAGAGAUCUGGCUGAUUUAGAAUACGACAGAGCCGAAUUAGAAGACUGGAGCUUAUCCUUAUCAUGCGAGGAUCUGAGAGAUAGGCAAUCCCCUUUUGCAGAAAUAACUACGCCGGGUCAAAUAUCCCUCUCAACGCUACCUAGUAUUAGAGAAGAUGAUGCGCUAGAAUUAGAAGAAGAUGUGGGUGAUUGCUUAUGGAAUGAUUGUGGCUUUGCGACGGUUGAAAUUGAUGAGUGUAGAAUAGUAGAUGAAGCAGAUAAUUCCGAAAAAAGAUGGGAGUACACUGGAACACAUUCCCCUGGAGGUUCGUGGUCUAGCGCAUCCGAUGCCCCCGAAAAACAUUCUUCAGCUGCUUUAAGUGAAGACGGUGACUGCACUAAUGUGGGUUUAGAUUUUACCCGAGAUUUUUAUCGUCUCGUCAAAUACGAAAGCACAAAAAGUUUAGCAUCGAACUCAUCUAAAGUAACGUCUCAGGAUCCUGCCAAUCAUUUAAGAAUUAAUGACGUUCAAAAUAUGGCGUUGCAAGACCGCGAACAGGCACUCCAAAAUGUCCUUCAUUUCAUCGCAGAGCAGCAGAAAUACUGUCGGGACAGGGAGGAGUCAGAUUCUAUGUCAUCCCGUCCCACGUCUGAAAUACGUGAACUGCCUCCCCCUUACGCUGCAGCCGAUUUCGAUGACGACUCGGUCGACCCACGUAGUGAAGUGUCUGAAGAUAGACAAAGACCUGAUUCUUUCGGUAGCUUUUCUGAAAAUGACUCUUGUGACGUCACUCCUCUUGACAAACCACGAGUCCCAUAUUGUGAUGGUGUAUCCGAGCCAAGAUCGACUCCUAGAUUUAUCGAAAGAGAAGAUCCCUACACAGAGUCGGAGGAUUACUAUGAUCUAUCGAGAGUCGAAAAUGCGGAAAACGAAAUAGAUGACCAUCAUCUCUUAAAAGUGCAACGAAAGAACGAAAUUAAUAAACACAUCGAUAUAAGCAACUCAACAGAUUUAGACCAGCCAAGUUCGAUGAAAGAAGAUAGAUCUGGUGAUAUUGAAUCUAGUCGCAAUUUAGAGCACAAUUCCGCUUUAAAGGAGAAUACUGUGAAUAUUAUGUUAAACAUGCAAACUCCAAUUGAAAGGGAAACUGAGACUGGUUUAGUGAAAUCUACAAGCUUUCAACUAUCCACGGAAAGCGAGAUGUCUCUCGUGGACGAGGUGUUAAGUGCUUGUAGAAGACCAACGGGUGCUUUAGGUACUGUACCAGAGGAAGAGGAAAGUUCGUCGCCUGAAACGAGUUCUCCUCAAAUGACUGAAUCAAAUACAACAAGUACGUCUACGGCUGAAACUGUGAUAAUAAGUAAUAAGAAUGACGGAGCUCAUAGAGACGUAAGACGUAGAAGCGAGAAGAGUCGCAUACCGACAUUAAUGGGAGGUAAAAGGCCGCCGUCAUCACCUCAUAGGACGAAGUCUAAAAUUCCAGUUGCAGAAAAAGGUCGGGUUGGAUCUGCGCAAGUAGCGCAGAAUGCAGAAGCAAUAAUUGUUAAACAAGAAAACACACUAAGUUUUCACGAAGCUGCUACUUCCAAAGAGGUUAUCGAAGAACUUAAUAGAAUGAUUCGCCAAAGUGAAGGCGGAGCAGCAGUAGCGGAAGUGAAGACCGAAGAGCAACAGGAAAAGCCUUACACGCAAAAAGACAGUGCGUUAUGGGCGCCGACGGGAUGGGUGCAUGUUGAAAAAGAUAUUGACUUCAGUGAUCCUAAGGCCCGAGCGAACCUCCUAGACGUAAUGCUUGCAUCCAGCGAUUCCUCGCCUUCUUCGUGUGGCUCUUCUCCCGCCGAGCCUCCGCCUCCCUACUCACGCUUGCACCGACUACAUCGCUCCAGGCGACAGAAGACCGCGGCGGCGCUGCGCGUGCGCGGGCUGGGCGCGCUGCGCCAGCCGCGCCACCGCCGCCCCUCCAUCCUGGGCCGCGACGGCUUCUUCGUGCGCUACGCCGAGCCGGAGCGCGCCGCCGUCGCCACCUUCGACUUCCUCGACGACCUCUCCGCCGGAUCCUCCCCCGACCAAGCCUCCAGGCACUGUUCCGAUCGCUCAUCCUAGGCGACGCGACUGACGCGUGAUGCGACGCGACAGACGCAUGGCGCAACGCGACUGACACGUUAUGAAGUGCAACAGGCGCGUUUUUUUAAUUUCGAACGGAGUUUGAUUUCUAUUUGAAUAUGAACGGAUCUAAUUCAAUAAAAUUUAAACAUGUUCUAAUAAUUUAAAAUCGCUCUUUGUAGUUUGUCAGAUUUCCGUAAAAAUAUGUAGUUUCCAAGUUACACGAAAUAUCUCAGAUAAGCUCAAAUAUUUGUAUGAAAAUCUUUGAGCAAGUUUAGUGUAACUUUGAAACUGUGUACCUAUAUAUUUUACGGAAAUAUGACAAACCACAGAUACAAACAUUAAUUAGUAGAAUGUGUUUACAAAAUUUCAUUGAGUUUUAUUUGUUAGUAUUUAAAUAGGAAUCAAACUCCGUUUGUAUGGAGGGCACUCUUGAGUUCUCUCCUCUAAACCAACACAACAGACGCAAAACGCGACGAUAGAUGCGGUGUCAUAAAUUAAAAUCUGCCGCUUAUUACAUGGAAAAAAUUGGUAUCAAAAUGUGUUUGGUCUUGCUUUGGUAUGCGUUAUUUUGAAUUAGUUAGAGUAAGAUAAAACACAUUUUAGAUCUUGAAUUAAAUCAAUCAUAUUUAUUCAAAAGGAACCUAUCUACUGUAUCUAAAAGACGAAAAUUAUUAAGAAUCGCGUCUUGUUGUACUAGGUUGAAUGGUGUCGCUCACAAAGGAUGAGAAUUAAUCGAUAAAGAGAGAAUAUUUUUCUACGUCGCUCGCUUGUGAUAUCCGGUCGUUCCGCGUUCGACUCUGCUUUAGUGAUGUGACGUGAGCCAAAUAGUUACUAGUAGCGCGGCAGUGGCGCAAGGCUGCAGCUUUUUAGUGUCCGCCCUUUGAUUAUUCGAUUCGAUUAGAUCGUAGGUGUAGUCGUAAAUCGAUUUGUACUAAUUACGAGCACCUAGUAUUAAAGUUCUUCUUAGAUUCGUGUAGUGGGAGAAGGACAGAGAUAGUGUUGAGGCGUGGAUGCGGUUUUAUGAGUUGGCGCUCGGGUUGAUUUGUUUGUUCGAUUUUUGGAAAGAAAUAUGCGAGUUCUACUGCCGUUAUAGUUAGGGUUGCCAACUUUUGCCCAAAAAUAUACUUUAGAGAAAU